Molecule: messenger RNA, 1752 nt
Organism: Megalobrama amblycephala (Wuchang bream)
Lineage: Eukaryota; Metazoa; Chordata; Actinopteri; Cypriniformes; Xenocyprididae
Product: cannabinoid receptor 2
Biological process (GO): cannabinoid signaling pathway
Cellular component (GO): membrane
Molecular function (GO): cannabinoid receptor activity
Source: RefSeq, a predicted model, not a curated record
CACAAGGUUAGAAGUGACAAAGGACCACAUAAUACAAUAAGGAACAGGCAUUUCAUAACUGAUUCAUACGGAUCUGACUGCAAGCAAACAGAUUUAUCACUAAAAUGGAAAACUGCACAAAUAUCUACAUGGUGCUAAACAGCGCAGAGAAGACGGCCAUCGGCACGAUCUGUCUCAUGAUCGCACCCUUCAGCCUCCUGGUCAAUGUGCUUGUUCUGGUUGUCAUAGCCAGCUCUGGGAACCUGCAGCGACAUCCGUCAUACCAGUUUAUGGCCAGCUUGGCACUGGCUGACACUAUUGCAUGCUGCUGUUUCACCAUCGCCUUCCUGGAUUUCCACCUUUUUAAAACGGAUGACUCUUUUCAGAGAACAAAGUAUCUGCUUAAGCUGAGUGGCGUGACCAUAGCAUUUACUGGCUCAGUUGGAAGUCUGCUUUUGAUGGCAGUUGACCGCUAUUAUGCAAUCUACAAGCCUAUCACCUACAAGAUGCAACUGACACGCAAAAGAGCCUUGGUGGGUAUUGUGAUAUUAUGGGCCGUGGCUGCCCUCAUUUCCUUCCUUCCUCUGAUGGGCUGGAGUUGUAAGACUUCUCUAUCGUGCUCCAAUCUCUUUCCAUACGUGGAUCGUUCCUACCUGGCAUUCUUUGCCAGUCUUGUUUUGGUGGUGCUCGUCCUCAUUCUGAUAGCCUAUGCCCUGAUAGUGUGGUGGGCCCACCAACAUGAAGCCAACAUGAAUGCUGAACAUCCAGGGCUUGCACGUAUGCGCAUGGACAUCCAUUUGGCAAAGACUUUUAGCUGUAUAAUUGUGAUUCUGUUAGUGUGCUGGCUGCCUGUCCUUUCCUUCAUGAUGACAGAUGUAGUUAUGGCCGAGCUUUCAAAACCACAAAAAAGAGCAUUUGCUUUCUGCAGUACUCUAUGUCUGCUGAACUCAGGCAUCAACCCAUUGCUAUAUACCCUGCGCUGCCGUGAGCUACGUGUAGCACUUAAAUCAUUAGGAAAUGGUUUAAGGAGAUGGAAGGGUUGUAGCGCACAAGCUAGUAACUAAUACCAGCUAGUAAAUAAUGUGUUUGCUCCCCCUUUGUGUUGGUUCCAAAACCUAACAACAGGUAUAUUAUAGCAUUGUGUACAGUUAAUAUCUGUAAAAAUGAAAAGAUAAAAAGGAAGAGAUCUGAGGAUUAGCAUGUCUGCUUUUAUGGUUUACAUUUUAUUCUGAGUAAAUAUUCACUUUAACAUGUAUGUCUGUUUCUACCCUCUGUUAAUUGUGAGAUGAAGUUUAAAGGGAUAAAGUCGCAUAUUGAGAUAUUAAGUUACAUUAAACCAUAAUUACAGCAUAAGAUGACUAUUAUGAGAUAUAGUAUCAAUUAUGACAAAUAAAGAUGCAAUUGUAAUUAAUUUAAAAAACACAUUGUUAUAUACAUUAUCAUUCAAAAGUUUGGAGGCAGUAAGAUUUUUUUAAUGUUACAAUUUAAAAUUCUAUUUGAAUUUAUUCCUGUGAUGGCAAAGCUGAAUAUUCAGCAUCAUUACUCAGUCUUCAGUGUCACACGAUCCUUGAGAAAUCUUUCUAAUAUGCUGAUUUGCUGCUAAAGAAACAUCUCUUCUUAUUAUCUGCAUAAUAUUUUGGAGGAAACAGGAUUUUCCAGGAUUCUUAAAAGACAGCUCAAAUGAAUAACAUUUAUUUGAAAUGUAUAUCUUUUAACAUUAUUUUAAUGUUUUAGCAUAGUUUUAACAUUAGAAAUAUUAUUACUGUCACAUCU